This is a messenger RNA of Prunus armeniaca (apricot), 708 nucleotides long. The record is from the annotation of a GenBank genome assembly. NCBI's taxonomy places the organism in Eukaryota, Viridiplantae, Streptophyta, Magnoliopsida, Rosales, Rosaceae.
AUGGCAAUGAAGCGAGACCAACCCGACCUCGAGAAGCGACUCUGCGGCGUCUGCGGCUCCACAGAGCGGUGGUUCCUCCACUACGUCCGCCACAGAGGACAUUUUCGUAAGCUCUGCACCAACUGCGUCCUCAAGAACAACCCAGGCCUCUUCUGCCCUAUCUGCCUCGACUUCUUCGAGCACCCCCUUCCGGCGCGUGACCAGGUCAUGUGCGUCCGGUGCCCUUCCAUCUCUCACUCUGCCUGCGUCGCAGCCAAUUCCUCCUUCCGCAGCUUCCAGUGCCCUCCCUGCUCCCAGCCCACCUUCUCCUUCUUCAACCUCACCCGCCAAAACGAUGGACAAGAUGCCAAAACGACAGUCGUCAUCGACAAGGACGCCGCCAAGGCCCUCGUUGCCGCCGCCAGGAUCGCAGCGGCUUUGAUGACCAAAGCUGCCGUCGCCGCCAGGGUUGACGCCGAGCGCCGGGUCAAGGAAGCCGUCGUGGCGAAAAAGAAGGCCAGAGAGGCCUUGGAACGACUCACGUCUCUUGUCAAUAAGGAAAAGGAGAAGGAUUCGAAGAGUGGAGGCGUUGUUUCGGCGCCUGAGAGCCUCAACGCGAAGCCCAAAUUGGAGGGUCCUGGGCCAAUUCAAGUGGUGCCCAAGAUUUCUGAGCCUGAGGGAAGUAAUGGGUUGAAAACCAGUCAUGCGGAUCCUAUGGAAGAAGACUGA